Lolium perenne is the source of this 1869-nucleotide messenger RNA. Lineage: Eukaryota; Viridiplantae; Streptophyta; Magnoliopsida; Poales; Poaceae. The record is from RefSeq and is a predicted model, not a curated record.
AUGGCAACUCCUAUCUCCUCCGCCCCUCCACCCUUCGCCCCGGUCCAUCUGGAUCCCAUCAAGGAUUCCGGCAAGGACACCGAAGGAACCUCUGCUAACCCAGAGAAAGCCUCCGGGGAGGAAAAGGCGGAACAGAAGGCGGAAGAAAUCGCCGCCAAGAAAUCCAAAGCUCGUCAGCGAGACGCUGAAGCCAAAGGGAAAUGGUGGCCCUGCACCACCACUGACACGGAGCUGAAGAACUUGGAGGCAGAAGGUUUUCUGCUCCCCGGAAGCUGGCGAACAGUUCCGGGUUCCCUGGCUCCAGCCCCACAGGAUGGCGAGAUGGUGCUCGAAGCCCUCGAGGAAGGCGACCUCGGAACUCUCCUCCGAAUUCCUCACGCGGGCAAUACCGACCCGGAAGCCGCAUCGGAGGCGGAAGCUCCUGAAGCACCGCGUCCGUCCAAGAGGAAGAGAGCUGCCCCCUCUAGUCCUUCGGCCAAACGUGCCCGCGAAGUGCUCAGCAUCGCGGCUACUCGCAAGGCGGAGGCGGAGAAAAAGCGCCUCAAGCUAAUCGAUACCAGCAACCGAGCCCAACCAGAAAUCCACCAAUUCUUCAGACCUUCCAGAAGUUCCGAAAACCAGCCCCCAAAGGCCCCUAAAGCCCCCAAGAAGAAGACUAAGCCAUCUCCGGCUUCCAUACCAGUCACACCAGAAGUCGGAGUUCCACCCAAAGCUGCUUCAGCCGCCAAGCCGGAUCCUAAGGACGUCAUCAACAUUGAUGAUAUGCCUGAAGACCCAACCGCCGAGACUGCACAAGGCGAUUCCGGCAAGGGCGCCUCCUCAUCUGUUCCUCCGCCUGAACAACCCACCGCUACUUCCGCCGAGCCCACGGCCGAGCAAUACGAGCAGAAAGUGCAGCUGAUCCAUGCCACUGGCGCAUCCCAGACUUCGUCGCUGCAGAAGCUCCCCCUCUCUCAACGUCACGCGGAAAUUUCAGCCAUGAUGGAGAAGGUGUGGGGGCCUGCGGAUACAGAAAUGAAGGAGCUCUCCGACCUCGAGAGCGAUCUCAAGGUCUUCUUUGCUAAACAUAAGGAGGUGCGCCAGAUGACGGAAAUAGAAGGGCUGCGCCAGACUGCUGAGAAUAGUCGUCAAGCUGUGCUCCGCCUAGAGACCCGAUUGAAAGAAGAAACUGACAAGCGCCCCACCAUCGAUGCCUUGUCCGCCAAGGUCCAAGUAUUGGAGGCGGAGAAUGAAACUCUGAAGAACUUCUUGAAAGAGUCUUCCGAGAAGGAAACUAAAGAAAAGAAGGAGCUCUCGGAGAAACAUUCCCGCGAGAUGGCGGAACUGGCUGACAAACUCAAGAAGAGCCAGCAAAGGGUGACCACCCUGGCGGCCAAGAACAAGAGCCAGGAGGCAGAGGCGGAAGCUAUUGACAAGUUGAUCUUCCCAAGCCUAGGCUUUGAAUGGACCAAAGAUUCAACCCUCAAAAGGACUGAGGCAUAUGAAGAGGCGCGGAGUUCAAUCGAGGACCUCGUCGAAGCAUGUCGUGGAAUUGCCAAAUCCCUUAACCUGAAGAGAGCCAAGACAACGAUGAUUGACCGCAUGACAAAACUCAUGAGGAACGUGCCGGAACUUAUCAAGGAUUGGCAGGAAUCUUCAUCUCGUGGAGUUGCUGCCCUCGUGCUAGCCACCUGCAAGGCGCACUUUCCCUCCAUGAAAUUUGCAGAUGAAGAAGAAGCUGCCGAGGAAGGCGACGAGGAAGGCUCCGGGUCAAGUGCUGACCAAGACGAGGAAGGCUCCGACUUCAACGAUGACGGCUCAGACGGUGGCUCGGACAACGGCUCCGCCUACAUAGCUUCUGAUGAAGAGCAGUCCUCGGAGAACCUGUGA